Ctenopharyngodon idella (grass carp) is the source of this 4181-nucleotide messenger RNA. It is a transcript of the gene kcnj11, whose product is annotated as potassium inwardly rectifying channel subfamily J member 11. Bases 2471 to 3622 code for a protein of 383 amino acids. Gene Ontology annotation, biological process: regulation of monoatomic ion transmembrane transport; potassium ion import across plasma membrane. The transcript has a single exon. The record is from RefSeq and is a predicted model, not a curated record. Lineage: Eukaryota; Metazoa; Chordata; Actinopteri; Cypriniformes; Xenocyprididae. Gene Ontology annotation, cellular component: plasma membrane. Gene Ontology annotation, molecular function: ATP-activated inward rectifier potassium channel activity.
GCCACGCAUUAUGUAAUCAUGUUGGAAAGGUCGUGCGUGACGUAGGCGGAAGUCCGACGGUAAGGGCGAAUCUCAUUUUCUCCUCCAACUUCAAAAUCAUCCGACAACAUUGUUUUACCUUUUUUUUGUUUAUUUUUUUUUUUGUAAAGGGCGUUUGACUUAGUCUUUGCACUUUCGCUUUGAAGACACUGGAUCGGUACUUACACCUACGUCACGCGUGACCUUUCCAACGUGAUUACGUAAUGUGUGGCACAUCACAGAGCAAGACAAGAAUUCAUGGUUAAAAAGUAUAUAAUUUUUUUAUUUUUUUUAGAAAAUGACCGAUCAUUUCACUAGAUAAGACCCUUAUUCCUCGGCUGGGAUUGUGUAGAGCCCUUUGAAGCUGCAAUUUGGACCUUCAACCCCAUUGAAGUCCACUAUAUGGAGAAAAAUGCUGAAAUGUUUUCCUCAAAAACCAUAAUUUCUUUUCGACUGAAGAAAGAAAGACAUAAACAUCUUGAAUGACAUGGGGGUGAGUAAAUUAUCAGAACAUUUUCAUUCUGAAGUGAAAUAAUCCUUUAAAAGCUAAAUGUGUUGCUAAUUCACUGUUAAUUAGCAUAGUAUAGUAAGCCACAGUGUAGUACAGUUAUAGUAUAUAGGUUAUUAGUUAUAUGUGACCCUGGACCACAAAAACAGUCAUAAGUCACACAGGUAUAUUUGUAGCAAUAGCCAACAAUACAUGGUAUGGGUCAAAAAUAUUGAUUUUUCUUUUAUGCCAAAAAUCAUUAGGAUAUUAAGAUCAUGUUCCAUGAAGAUAUUUAGUAAAUUUCCUACUGUAAACUAGAGCUGCAGGUUAAUCGUAAAAAGAUCGCGAUCUCGAUUCAAGCACCCACGCGAUCCUACUUUAUUAAUGACAACGAUUCUCCCGCGUCUAUUAAACCUUUGACAAAAUCAUACCGGAACGUUCAAAUCUGUGUUCGUGCUGCCAGAGCCAGAGAGAGCCGUUUUGAAUCACACAUUAGUUAUUUCUGUGUUACAAAUAUUCACAUUAUCACAGAAGUACUGUGAUAUAAGUUUUAAGUUAGUAUUUAAACAACGAUGUCUACGAUAGCGAUCAAAAUAGAGCAAACAACCUUUUGAAACGAACUUGGCACGUCAAAUAACGGUUGUAUCAAUUGCAUCUAAUUCCACUAGGUGGCGACAACUGACUGUUAAAAAAUGUAUUUGUCAUUGAAUCGUUCAUUCAAAAGAUUCGUUCAAAAACACUAUUCAUCAUUCAUUUAUUAAUGAGUCAUUGAAUUCAUUCAAAACCAUUUUUAAAUAAUUCAUUCAAACAUUUUCCAGCAAUUAGAGUCAGCAAUUUAUAUUUUGUCAGAACCUCUAGUAAAUUACAUGUUAUUUUGUUUGGUUGUAUAUUCAGAAUCGUGGGAGAAUCGUGAUCUCUAUUUGAAACCAAAACAAUUGUGAUUCUCGUUUUAUCCAAAAUCGUGCAGCUACUGUAAACAUAUCAAAAAUUUAUUUUCGUGAGUGGAUAUGCAUUGCUAAGGACUUCAUUUGGACAACUUUAAAGGUGAUUUUCCUCAAUAUUUUGAUUUUUUUUUUUUUUUUUUUUUUUUUUUGCACCCUCAGAUUCCAGAUUUUCAAAUAGUUGUAUCUCGGCCAAUAUUGUCCUAUCCUAACAAACCGUACAUCAAUGGAAAUUGAUAAAUCCAAUUUAUGUAUAAGUCUCAAUUUCAAAAAAUUGACCCUUAUGACUGGUUUUGUGGUCCAGGGUCACAUAUAAUAUAGAUUAGUAUAGUUUAUCUCAUGCAAAAGUGCACUUACACACUAUUUUUAUUGUUAAUGCAGUGUUGCAUAAUAUAGCAGGAUAUAGUACAGCUUUGUUGUCUAUAGUAUAUAUGGUACGCUAAUCUGUUAAUAAAAAUAAUAAAUGAAGAGAAAUGCAAUUAAAAAGAUGUUUUAAUAGGUUAAAAAAUGUUAAAUUAUUAAAAAUAAUAAGAAGAAUGCUCUUUUUAAUAGGUUUGGUUAAAGUUACAUUGUUAAUGCAGAGUAAAGUGUAACAUAAUACAGCAGGCUAUAGUGUAGUACAGCACUGCUGACUAUAUUAUAGUGUGGUUUGCCUCUUUAGAACUGGAGCUCUUACUAUGACAUAAUAUAGAAGCGUAGUAUAGCAAUAGUAUGCCCUAUGUCUUUUAAUUGUUAACGUAGAGCAGUUUCUUUACUGUGGUAAAGUUUGCAUUUAGCACGCAUGCCCUGUGCUGAACGAGUCUUUCUGUCCGGCCCAAAGUCACAUCUGAGGAUGUGCGAGAAAAUAUCCGGUUUCAACUGACUGGCAGCGACAGCCGGAGAACUAAAAGUGGCGUCUUCCCACGGGACCUCCUCACCGCAUGUGAGCGCCUGAACGGAUACCGAACGCAGCGCGCUAAAGAUGAGCGCACCUGCCAUGAUACAACUUAGUGGCGCAGCCGCGUAACUGUAGUAUGGACCAGCUAUGUUGUCCCGAAAAGGACUCAUUCCCGAAGACUAUUUGUUGACUCGGUUGGCGGAGGAUGUUUUACAGCCCAAAUUCAAGUCUAAACCGCGGAAGGCGCGAUUCGUCGCCAAGAACGGCGCGUGCAACGUCGCCCACACGAACAUACGCGAACAAGGACGGUUUCUACAGGACGUGUUCACCACUCUAGUGGAUCUAAAAUGGCUUCAUACUCUACUGAUCUUCACUAUGUCCUUCCUGUGCAGUUGGCUAUUGUUCGGGAUGAUCUGGUGGCUCAUCGCCUUCGGGCACGGAGACCUGGACCCGAAAGGUGACGACUUUGUGCCGUGCGUAACGGACAUCCACUCGUUCUCCUCCGCCUUCCUGUUCUCCAUUGAAGUCCAGGUGACCAUCGGUUUCGGCGGACGGAUGAUCACGGAGGAGUGUGUUUCGGCCAUCGUGAUACUGAUCAUUCAGAACAUAGUCGGUCUGGUGAUCAAUGCCAUCAUGUUAGGAUGCAUCUUCAUGAAAACAGCGCAAGCAAACCGGCGGGCGGAAACCCUCAUCUUCAGCAAACACGCGGUUAUAACAGUCCGAAACAACAAGCUGUGCUUCAUGUUUCGCCUCGGUGACUUGAGGAAGAGCAUGAUCAUCAGUGCCACCGUCCACGUGCAGGUAGUGCGGAAGACCUUCACCAAUGAGGGCGAGAUGGUGCCUUUGGAUCAAAUAGACAUCCAGAUGGACAACCCGGUGGGCACCAACAGCAUCUUUCUGGUGUCUCCCCUCAUCAUAAGCCACGUUAUUGACAAAAACAGCCCGCUGUAUGAUCUAUCCGCGGCUGAUCUGCAGCACGAGGACAUUGAGGUGAUUGUCAUACUGGAGGGGGUGGUGGAGACCACCGGCAUCACCACCCAAGCGCGGACCUCUUACCUGUCCGAGGAGAUAUUAUGGGGUGAGAGGUUUGUGCCUACGGUGUCUGAAGAAGAAGGGAUGUAUGCUGUGGACUAUUCCAAGUUUGGAAAGACCAUUAAAGUGGCAACGCCGAGCUGCAGCGCGCGGGCGCUGGAUGAGGCGGGAGGGUUGGAGAGGUUUAAACUGCCGGAGUCCAGCAGCGCAGGCGCGUCAAUGAGGAGAAGAAUCCUCAAACAUCAACACACCAACGAAAUAUCAUGAAUUUAUUCUGUCGUUAACCUCCUGAGACUAGUCUUCGUGUUAUAGGUUAUUUUAAUAAAAAUCUAUCUAUCUAUCUAGUAAUAAUAAUUUAUAUAGCCUAUAAAGUCGAUAGAUAGAUAGAUAGAUAGAUAGAUUUUUAUUAAAAUAACCUAUAUUUAUUUUAAAGAAUGACAUGAUCACAAAAACAUUAAAAUAUAUUUAUAACAGCAAAACAGCGUCCAUGUUAUGUCCACUGCAGUGGGCAGAAAUAAAUUGGUAAGUCUCAGGAGGUUAAUGCUGAAAUACUACGUUUGUAUGUAUAGUAAAACACUAGGGCAAUAUUACAUAGGCGUAUAAUAUUACAUGUUUUUGUUUAGUGAGGAUAUUCGGUUCUAAGAAAUACGAAUGCACUGUUUUUGUGUUCAUAUAAAGUUCUCUUAUUGAGAGAUGUGCACGUUUGAAUAAAGCUCUCAGGGUAUUGAAUGACUAUGCACAUGCUUUGAGGAAGCGCAUGACGUUUAAUAAAAAUACCUGUUUUAUGCUUGCCUUGUUAUAAAUAAACCAGCCUGUUUGUAUUUAA